GAUGUCAUUAAUAUUGUCAUUUUUGGCAUACAAAUAUUUUUCAAAUUUUAGUUAUUAAAUACAAAAAACCUUAAAAUGUCGGAAGCAGAAGGAGAGGCAGAGGAGGCACCCCCUCCUCCACCAGCCGAAGAAGGGGAUGUAGGUACAGUAGAAGUCAAGUCUUUUCAUAGUGCAAGAACUGAACCCCUAAGCACCGAUCCCUUUACCACGGAAUUUAUGUACUACACCUCAGUUUUAAAGAUUCUAGCACCCUUUUCCAACGCCAAUGAUAGAUACUUGGCCAUACCAUGGAUAAGAAAGUUAUUCAGACCAGAAUACCACACUACAAAGUUGAGAGAAAAAAGAAACAGGUUUCCAAUCCAACCCAAACCUAGUCGUACGACUCUCUAUCACACCAUUUUUCUUAGGUACCUUUCACUUCUAACAGCAAGCCUUCUUCUGGACGAAGUGAUGACAACCUUCAAGAAGAACCCGCCAGAAGGUCCCCUUCUAGAUUUGGACGAGUUGAAGAUGCCUGAAUGCACUGCGGCGCAUUGGGAAACCGACACCAUGUGGCAGGAUACUUUGAAAACUCUACCUGGAAACUUUAAACUCCUCAAAUGCACCAUACACGAAACCGAGGAGGCAUGCCAUGACGAUCACGAUCUCGACCAGAUUUUGGACCAAGAGUUUCAACUGUUUUUGCACAUUGCAAGACCCUAUGCAGGAGUGUUGAAGGGACACGACAAAACCCGAAUAGCCAAUUGGCUUCAAAUCCUCUGUUCAAUACACGGAAAAGAAUGCUGUUCUGCUAUGAAAUCCAUCAGAAACGAUUACAUUAUGGCCCUGCUAUCGUACCUGCAUGAUUUAAGAACUCCCGGACCUUUCAUGGACUAUCCCCCGCUAAAAUAUUUAGUUUCUUUGCCCGAUGCCGCGUCGAAAAUAAACGAUCCUAGACCCAUUACCGAUCCCACGCACCCCGAGGCCGAUAAGUUUUUGUGUUCGCAGCAUAUACCGGAGGACGGAGCUUUCUGCUACAUUGCCAUAACGGGAGAGUUGAUAAACCAUGUUACAGAAAAGGAGGAUAUUACCAAAAAUACAUCCGGCACAAUAGACGUGCCAAAUGGAGGCCCCACACAAAAAAUACUUCAUUCUAAUAUCGGUAAUUCGCCAUCGAUCAAACCUUUUUAUAUAAGGCCAAAACGUUCUGUGACGUCCAAAUCUGUAUGGGUGCACGUCAUCAAUGCAAUAUCAGCAUUACCAACUUUGAAUUGUAAAGUUAGCUUUUUAAAGGAACCACCAAAACAAAUGGACGGCGCAUUGCCAUUCAAUAACAAUGAUUUGUUUGCGGUCAACAAACGGUCACAGUCUAAAGGCUUGAACACAAUGGUACGGCGUUCGACGGCGUUUGACGGCGUCAAAUGUCAAACCAAAGUUGAAACAAUGCAAAUGCAUGAUACCGCACACAAUGCACGUCGUUGA
Molecule: messenger RNA, 1461 nt
Organism: Brassicogethes aeneus
Lineage: Eukaryota; Metazoa; Arthropoda; Insecta; Coleoptera; Nitidulidae
Source: the annotation of a GenBank genome assembly